Messenger RNA from Contarinia nasturtii (swede midge), 2474 nucleotides. RefSeq lists its product as uncharacterized. Lineage: Eukaryota; Metazoa; Arthropoda; Insecta; Diptera; Cecidomyiidae. The record is from RefSeq and is a predicted model, not a curated record. The transcript has 2 exons. The coding region runs from base 10 to 2328 and encodes 772 amino acids.
GAAAAAGACAUGGAUGACGACGAGCUCGAUGAUAAUCAACCAGAAGAAAGCAAAUACGUUGUAAUAAAAUGUGGACUUCAAACAAUCCUGCGACAACAACAUGAACGGAUUGAAAGAGUUGGAGAAGUUGUGACCAAAAUGCUAUUCGAGCGCAGUGUUCAAAUGACAGAAGUGGCAGCAUUGGCAUCACUUUCUAUUCUUUUUAUUUUGAAUGAAGCACUUGAUAAUGACGAUCGUGCAUUUUUUUUGCAACCACAUCCAAGACUGUUCAUUGCCGAUUGUUUCAGAGCGGUAUUAAACCAACACGUUAACAAUAUUAAUAGUCAAUAUCGGAUAUUGCCCGAGUUUCGUUUCAUGGUAGAAAGAAACAGUGAAGAACAGUUCCGAUGGCCAGAUGAUGAAAAGUUGGGAAAUGGUUUGAGAUAUUUUUAUAAACAAUAUAUCACAAACAUUCAAACCAAUACCAACACAUGGUGUGAAAAACGACUUGAGAAUUUUUUUCGAAUGCGUUGUUGGUAUCGCAAUCGAUUUAACAAUGGCUCAAGAUUUGAUAGCAUCGACAUCAGAAAUGCCAAAGAGUUUUCAUAUCGAUUUAAGAAUUUAACAAAUGGUAAUAAUGGUAAUAAUGUGGAUCCACAACGCGUUGAAAAAUUCAAUAUUUUAAUGAGAGAUUUGACUGAAAUCGGAUGGUCGGGAACAGUGAGUAUGAAAUUUUUCGCAAAAUAUCGUUGGUUUGAAUCACUGUGGUUGUUCGGUCAAAUGCAACGGCAAAUAGAAGUGUAUCACAGUCAUGCCGAACAAUGGAAUACCAUUCAUGAAAUGUUUCGUAACAAUCCGAACUUUCAAGAGCCAACAAUCAAUCGACCACCAAAAAUAAGCAGUUUUGCUCUUAUACCAUUAUGCGACUACCAUUUGAAAAACGUGCGAUUGGACAUUAAGGACUUGUAUAAUAAAAUUGUAAACGAGCUUGAUUUGGUGCCUUCUUUUCUCAAUACGCGGACCAACCGGAUGAAUAAGAGAAAUUUAAAGUACUACACCCAAACUGAUCGAUCAGGUCUAUGGAAUAUGUUGUUCGAUGUCGGUAAAAUAAAUAAAUUGGGCAAAUCGAAAUCAUUCCAUCAUCAGAUUUUGACCGAUAGUGUUUCAAUAUCCAUAAUGUACAAGAAACCACAGCGACAACAACGACCACAGCGACAACAACGACCACAGCGACAACAACGACCACAGCAAACAACCCAAGCGAAUCGGGGGCCGGAAAAACUCAUUGGCAAGAAAUACAUCAUUGGAAUCGAUCCGAAUGAAAAAUCGUGGUUAUCUGUAGUGCGUCGCAACAUUCAAAAAACACCUGAUGAGCCGGCUGUUGAGGAAAACAUUAUAAUACCAAACCAGCGUUUUCAUUGGGAAACUCAGCAGAAAAAACGAGACAAAGAAGCGAAAAAGUUGGCUGGAUGGUUUGAUAUCGAAGAGAAGGAACAUCUCAAAACAUACCCAUAUCGUCCACCAUCACCACGUAAUUCAACAUGGAAAUCAUACAUUGAAUAUCGCAUUAAAAUGUUACGAAAAGGAAUGGCAGCUUAUGCGACGCGUGAAUAUGCACGACUGGAUUUAGACCAUCACAUUCGCUCGACCAGAGUAAAUGAUCAAAUCGCCGUGUGUGUGACAAACAACAAACCGUCGUUGGUUCAAUUUGGUGCUUGGGCGAUGAAACCCGAUCGACCGUUUGGAAUAAAAAAGCGUAAAAGAUGUCCGGGAUCGCGUAAGUUUCGUGUGAGCAUUAAGAAACUUGGACAUUCAGAAGUUGAAAUGCAAGAUGAAUGGGGAACAUCACAAACAUGCGCGAAUUGUCAGGAACGUUUUCUAAGGCACACAAAAGAUGAUCGAUUUAAAGUGUGCUACGAUUGUAGAGCGAAAAAGAUUGAUGGCCUGCCAGAUUCAGUCGCUGGACUGCCAGAUAUCAUUGUGUCAACGGUCAACAGACGUGUUUUGAGAAGAAAACGUGCAAUUAUUAAGCGACAAAUUAUCGAUGGCAAUCGUGAGGCUGUGAACGAAAAACUUCGGACUGGGCGUUUAAUGUCAAAGGUUAAAGUUACCUACAAAAAUUGGCCAUUAAAUGUUGAUGAUGAUGAUGUUGUUCCACAAACAGUUACUUGGCACCGAGAUAUUGUUGCAGCAAAAUGCAUUAUGCUCAAAGGUAUGAAUCAAUUGGAAACAGAAUAUUCAUUAUUUAAUGUAUUUGCUUUAAAUUACAUAGGACUUUGCCGGAUCUUUGAUGUACCAUUGCCAGUUUCAUUGUUAAGACCGCCGGACCAAAACAACAAUGUCAACUAACAAACAUCAUCAAUUAAUCAUACAUUCAAAAAAUUACAUAAAAUAAAAUAUUUUAACUAUUAUAGUUAGCGUAGCUAGACAUGAACAGGCUAUAUAAAGUCUUGUGGUCUAGUUGUACAAUAGUACAACAUUGUACGGAGGGAGAG